CAUUGUUUCCAUACCAAAUCGCAUCAGUAUACCAACUUUCCAAAUCUCAGGAAAACGACUCGAAUUCUGAUGGCUCGAUUCUCGAUUCUGGAUCUGUGCCCGGACCUUGUUGAAGAGGCGGUCAAGAUUGAACAACUUCACAUUUCAACUCAACCAUGCAUCAAGCAAGAAUCCACGGAUAUCAGUGACCCAAGCACAUCAAUCGACACUACUGACACCAUGUCCACCGAUUAUCUUCAUGACGAGAGCAUUGAUGACGAACGAUCAGAGAGCACAUUGAGCAAGGAUUCCAAGUCACCAUCAUCCAGCAACUCAGAAGAGAAAACUCCAAGCUCUCCGAACGACAAGCCACCAUUCUCCUACAAUGCAUUGAUCAUGAUGGCCAUCAAAGACAGUCCAGAAAAACGUCUCACAUUGGCUGGAAUUUACGAAUACAUCGUCACCAAUUACCCAUUCUACCGGGACAACAAGCAGGGAUGGCAAAACUCCAUCCGCCACAACCUCUCCCUCAACAAGUGCUUUGUCAAAGUUCCAAGAAACUUUGAUGAUCCAGGCAAAGGGAACUAUUGGAUGCUCGAUGCAACUGCUGAGGACGAGGUAUUCAUUGGUGGAGCAACUGGAAAACUGCGCCGUCGCCCUUCCUCUCUCUCGCGUGCUAGAAUGGACGCCUACAAGCAGUACGGAGCAGCCGCUGCAAACCUCUUCCCAUACUUCAGUCCAGGAAUGCCAGCCCUCCCUCGUCACCCGUAUCUGACUGCUCCAAAUGGCUUUCUCCCUCGUCAAAUGAUGCCGAUUCCAGCGAUGCCUCAAGUUUUCGCACAACCUGAACUUUUACAAUUAUACAUUAACCAACAACAAAGCUUAUUCACAAAACUACAGUAAUCCUUCUUUUUAUGGCCUUCAAGUUUUCUUAACUCAGCAUGUGUCUCCUAUUAGUAGUUCGGUGUACCUAUUUUUGAUUUAUAACUUAUUUCGACCUAAUUAACCUACACCAAGUUUACAAUAUUUCUAUUCACGGGUAGCAACUUGCAAUAUUUUUUUCAAGAAAUUGAUUAGCGGUAACUUUUAUAACUAUAAAUACAUGCCCCUCUUCCGCUUGUCAUCCUUCUCCCUCCACAACACCUUAUAAAGAUCUGUGUUCCUUGCUUUAUUACUUGUUCCCAUUCCGUGCUUGUAACACCAAUUGUUAUUUUUUCGUCAUUAUUGUCAACACCUUUAUGUUUUCAUAAUAAAUCACUUGUAGUCA
Messenger RNA from Caenorhabditis elegans, 1246 nucleotides. RefSeq names its product Forkhead box protein fkh-2 (gene fkh-2). NCBI's taxonomy places the organism in Eukaryota, Metazoa, Nematoda, Chromadorea, Rhabditida, Rhabditidae. The transcript has 4 exons. The record is from RefSeq and is marked reviewed. Gene Ontology annotation, cellular component: nucleus. Gene Ontology annotation, molecular function: sequence-specific DNA binding; DNA-binding transcription factor activity. Gene Ontology annotation, biological process: regulation of DNA-templated transcription. The coding region runs from base 70 to 882 and encodes 270 amino acids.